This is a messenger RNA of Momordica charantia (bitter melon), 1813 nucleotides long. Its product is annotated as putative membrane metalloprotease ARASP2, chloroplastic. Gene Ontology annotation, cellular component: membrane. The record is from RefSeq and is a predicted model, not a curated record. Gene Ontology annotation, biological process: proteolysis. Gene Ontology annotation, molecular function: metalloendopeptidase activity; protein binding. NCBI's taxonomy places the organism in Eukaryota, Viridiplantae, Streptophyta, Magnoliopsida, Cucurbitales, Cucurbitaceae.
GCGACUGAGGCCUCAAAUGUCAUUCACAUAUCGAAACACACAAAAAUGCGAGGGGAAAAAAGGGGAACGCCUCGCUCAAUUCCCCUCCACAAAUUUCAAAAAGGUGUUAUCCGAAAACUAUUUCUUCUCCAAUUCCUUCUUCUUCCCCUCCGUCUAGUUGUUAAUCCUCAGGAACUUGAAAAAUCAUGCUAUUAAAUCUCUCUUCCACUUCCUUCUCUGUAAUCAAAUUAGCGAAUUCGAAGUCCCCGAUCCCAGAUUUUUCAGUGAAGUCCAGAACCCACUUCUCAGAAUCUUUAUCAUCAUCAUCAUCUUCUUCUUCUUCUUCUUCUCUAUGCCAUUCCUUCUCUUCGUCGGAUCUCAGUUUCAAGACCAGACACAAAAUCUUCUGGGAAAAGAGCAGAAUCCCAUGUCGGAAGAGUGCCGAUUUCAGGCUGUGGGCUUUCGCCGGACUCGACAUCGGAAGUGCUCAGUCCGUACUCGAGGCGGCGGCGGUGUUGACAGCCAUCAUUGUCGUUCACGAGAGCGGUCACUUCCUCGCCGCCUGUCUCCAGGGCAUCCAUGUAAGUAAAUUUGCAAUUGGUUUUGGUCCAAUUCUUGCAAAAUUCAACAAAAACAAUGUAGAAUACUCCAUUAGGGCUUUUCCUCUCGGUGGAUUUGUGGGUUUUCCGGAUAAUGAUCCAGAGAGCGAUAUUCCAGUCGACGACGAAAAUUUGCUCAAAAAUAGACCGAUAUUGGAUAGAGUUAUAGUAAUUUCUGCUGGUGUUAUCGCCAAUAUAAUCUUCGCAUACAUAAUUAUCUUAAUUCAAGUCUCAUCCGUCGGUUUGCCGGUCCAAGAGCCCUUCCCCGGCGUGCUCGUGCCGGAGGUUCGAACUCUUUCGGCCGCUUCCCGCGAUGGCCUACUUCCGGGCGAUGUGAUUCUGGCCGUUAAUGGAAAUGAGCUGCCAAAACUGGGUUCUACAGCAGUUUCUGAACUUGUUGAUGCAAUUAAAAACAGCCCCAAAAGAACUGUGCUUCUCAAGGUUGAAAGAGGGAAACAGGAUAUUGAAAUUGGGGUCAUCCCAGAUGAGAGUUUUGAUGGAACAGGAAGAAUUGGGGUUCAGCUUUCACCUAAUGUGAAGAUUUCUAAGGUUGUGGCAAGGAAUUUGUUGGAGGCUUUUAACUAUUCUAGAACGGAAUUUUUGGGUCUGUCAUAUAAUGUUUUGGAUAGCUUGAAACAGACUUUUCUAAAUUUCUCUCAGUCAGCCAGUAAGGUUUCUGGUCCUGUGGCUAUUAUCGCUGUUGGUGCAGAAGUUGCAAGGUCCAACAUUGAUGGGCUCUAUCAAUUUGCAGCUGUGCUUAAUAUUAACCUUGCUGUUAUAAACCUUCUGCCUUUACCUGCUUUGGACGGUGGUUCGUUGGCUUUGAUCCUCAUUGAGGCUGCAAGGGGAGGGAGGAAGCUGCCUCUAGAACUCGAGCAGCGAAUCAUGUCGUCUGGGAUCAUGCUCGUCGUACUUCUCGGGCUAUUCCUCAUCGUCCGGGACACGUUAAACCUUGAUUUUAUAAAGGACUUGUUAUAGUAUGGGGAUGCUCGGCGAAAGGUUACUGUUGGUGUAUUAGAUUCAGGGCAAGUAAACUCUGUUAAAUCUGUAAAUUGCUUGACUUGUUGAUGAUUCUAGUGUUGGGGUUGUGAUUUUAGAGCUCAUAAUGCUUUCAACUUUCAUGUUGCUGGAUUCAACUGUGAGAGUGAGAGAUAAAUGGAAUCCUAUUCUUAUCAGUUUUGUACUCCCUUCAAAUUAACAAGUCAAAUAUACAAAACAGCUUGUUUUUGUGUAUC